Gaeumannomyces tritici R3-111a-1 is the source of this 657-nucleotide messenger RNA. RefSeq lists its product as hypothetical. The transcript is spliced from 2 exons. Bases 1 to 657 code for a protein of 218 amino acids. Lineage: Eukaryota; Fungi; Ascomycota; Sordariomycetes; Magnaporthales; Magnaporthaceae. The record is from RefSeq and is a predicted model, not a curated record.
AUGCCGCGCAUGGACGGCGGGCAUUCGCUGACUGUUGACGAGACGCAGCUCGACGGAAUAGGCGGAGACCGGUCAACAUCGUCAACAAGCGCAUCACGCGCCGAUAUCCAUCUACUCAACGGCUCCCGCACCCCAUUCGCGCCCCCCUCCCUCCCUCUCCGAUCUGCGAGAACCACGUAUGCCCAGUCCGGAAGUUCGCCCAGCUCCGUCGUUGGAAGUCACAUCUCAACCAAGGACACGCCACGAUGCACGAUCCCACUACACCCCCUUUUUCCCGAGAAGGGAGGAAAGGAGGUGGGCACGCUCGAUUACCCGGCAGACCAACGGGAGAGAGAGAGAGAGAGAGGGAAAUCGCGCUUGCACGAGACACAUACGGCGGUGCCCUGCUUCCCCUGGCCCGCCCUGUCUCAUGCAUGGGAAUGGAGAUGGGAGAUGGGGAUAGCGGAGGCCUGGGGGGCGAUUGGGCAGGGGAGAGAUAAGGGGCUGGGCAAUAUCGUGAACCCGACAUACGAUUGGAGGGGUGAGCAGAUCACGACAGCCCAAAGCGCCAUCAUGUCGGUUUGGUUCUCGGGCUCGCCCCGAGCCUCCCCCAAUCAACCUGGUCCUCUCCAACCAAGCCUGACGCUUUUCCUUUGCCCGCACCAUGUGCCCAGGUAG